Messenger RNA from Elephantulus edwardii (Cape elephant shrew), 1958 nucleotides. It is a transcript of the gene KCNK10, whose product is annotated as potassium channel, subfamily K, member 10. The coding region runs from base 114 to 1727 and encodes 537 amino acids. Gene Ontology annotation, molecular function: potassium ion leak channel activity. The record is from RefSeq and is a predicted model, not a curated record. Gene Ontology annotation, biological process: potassium ion transmembrane transport; stabilization of membrane potential. NCBI's taxonomy places the organism in Eukaryota, Metazoa, Chordata, Mammalia, Macroscelidea, Macroscelididae. The transcript has 7 exons. Gene Ontology annotation, cellular component: membrane.
GGUUCCCCAUCCUUGGAAACUGGUUGGAUUGCCACACCGAGGCGUGCAAAGCUCGAGGACUUUAUUAUUAUUUGGAUUCUUUUCUAAUUUCUCCCCUUCCGGGCAACGGAGCAAUGAAAUUUCCAAUCGAGACUCCAAGGAAACAGGUGAACUGGGAUCCUAAAGUGGCUGUCCCCUCAGCGGCGCCUGCCUGCCAGCCCAAGAGUGCCACUAACGGCCACUACCCGGCCCCGCGCCUCGCCAUCUCCUCCCGAGCCACGGUGGUCGCCAGGAUGGAAGGAGCCUCCCAGGGGGGCCUGCAGACCGUCAUGAAGUGGAAAACCGUGGUUGCCAUCUUUGUGGUCGUGGUGGUCUACCUCGUCACCGGGGGUCUCGUCUUCCGGGCGCUGGAGCAGCCUUUUGAGAGCAGCCAGAAGAAUACCAUCGCCUUGGAGAAGGCGGAGUUCCUUCGGGAUCAUGUCUGCGUGAGCCCCCAGGAGCUGGAGACAUUGAUCCAGCACGCCCUUGACGCUGAUAACGCGGGAGUCAGCCCCAUAGGAAACUCGUCCAACAACAGCAGCCACUGGGACCUUGGAAGUGCCUUUUUCUUUGCUGGAACAGUCAUCACCACCAUAGGGUAUGGAAAUAUUGCUCCAAGCACUGAAGGCGGCAAAAUCUUUUGUAUUUUAUAUGCCAUCUUUGGAAUUCCACUCUUUGGUUUCUUACUGGCUGGAAUUGGAGAUCAACUUGGAACCAUCUUUGGGAAAAGCAUUGCAAGAGUGGAGAAGGUCUUUCGAAAAAAGCAAGUGAGUCAGACCAAGAUCCGGGUCAUCUCUACCAUCCUGUUCAUCUUGGCCGGCUGCAUCGUGUUCGUGACCAUUCCUGCUGUCAUUUUCAAGUACAUCGAGGGAUGGACAGCCUUGGAGUCCAUUUACUUUGUGGUGGUCACCUUGACCACGGUGGGCUUUGGCGAUUUUGUGGCAGGGGGGAACGCUGGCAUCAAUUACCGGGAGUGGUAUAAGCCCUUAGUGUGGUUCUGGAUCCUCGUGGGCCUCGCCUACUUCGCAGCCGUCCUCAGCAUGAUCGGAGACUGGCUACGGGUUCUGUCCAAAAAGACCAAAGAAGAGGUCGGGGAGAUCAAGGCCCACGCGGCUGAGUGGAAGGCCAAUGUCACGGCCGAGUUCCGGGAGACGAGGCGACGCCUGAGCGUGGAGAUCCACGACAAGCUGCAGCGGGCGGCCACCAUCCGCAGCAUGGAGCGCCGGCGCCUGGGCCUGGACCAGCGGGCCCACUCGCUGGACAUGCUGUCCCCGGAGAAGCGCUCUGUCUUCGCCGCCCUGGACACAGGCCGCUUCAAGGCCUCGUCCCAGGAGAGCAUCAACAACAGGCCCAACAACCUGCGCCGCAAGGGCUCCGAGCAGCUCAACAAACACGGCCAGGGGGCUUCGGAGGACAACAUCAUCAACAAGUUCGGGUCCUCCUCCAGACUCACCAAGAGGAAAAACAAGGACCUCAAAAAGACCUUACCCGAUGAUGUCCAGAAGAUCUACAAGACCUUCCGGAAUUAUUCCCUGGACGAAGAGAAGAAGGAGGAGGGGACGGAGAAGGUGUGCAAUUCGGACAACUCCAGCACCGCCAUGCUGACGGACUGCAUCCAGCAGCACUCGGAGAUGGAGAACGGCAUGGUCCCCACGGACACCAAAGACAGGGAGCUGGAGAACAACGCGCUCCUUGAAGACAGAAACUGAACGUGGGCCACGCCAGACUCGGACCGAGUGUUGUUGUAGUGUUCGCCUUUGGUUUGGUUUGGUUUUUUUUAAAUAUUCACACUGAGACACGUGCCUUAAACGGACUUCUUGUUAGUCUGGACUUCCAUAGCAUUGGAGAAUAGAAUUUCACUGUGCCAUAAAGUCAGUAAAAACUUGCUCUGCCAAAAGGAAUCGAAGAGCUUCACUUCUGAGGACGACAGCGGGACACAC